This is a messenger RNA of Lacerta agilis (Sand lizard), 1633 nucleotides long. RefSeq names its product zinc finger and SCAN domain-containing protein 2-like. The record is from RefSeq and is a predicted model, not a curated record. Bases 200 to 1342 code for a protein of 380 amino acids. Gene Ontology annotation, molecular function: RNA polymerase II cis-regulatory region sequence-specific DNA binding; DNA-binding transcription activator activity, RNA polymerase II-specific. Gene Ontology annotation, cellular component: nucleus. Gene Ontology annotation, biological process: regulation of transcription by RNA polymerase II. NCBI's taxonomy places the organism in Eukaryota, Metazoa, Chordata, Lepidosauria, Squamata, Lacertidae. The transcript is spliced from 5 exons.
UUCUGCGCUGGGGGACAGGAGUUUGCUGGCAAGACCUCCUCAUCCAUCUUUUCUUGGUGGUGGAGGGGAAGCAGAGACUGUGGAACCAGUUCAGAGGUCACUGUCCUUUGAAGACAUUGCUGUUCGUUUCACGGGUGAGCAGUGGGCAUUGCUGGAUCCUGACCAGAGAACGGAAGUCAUAGAGGAGAAUCGUGGGAUCAUGGCCUCUCUUGGUGAUGAUGAAUUGGAAAUGAAGAGCAAGGGAGACCACGAUGAUAUUUACACAGGGGAGAAACCAAACGAAUAUUUGGAAUGUGGGAAGAACUUUAGUCAAAUCUCCCAUUCAGCUUCCCAUCAAAGGAAUCCGACUGGGAAGAAAACCUAUCAGUGCUGGGAAUGUGGAAAGAGCUUCAGUCGGAGUGGUCAUCUCAUUAUCCAUGAAAGAAUUCAUACAGGGGAGAAACCAUAUCAGUGUGUGGAAUGUGGAAAAAGCUUCAGUCACAGGUCCAGCCUUACUUCCCAUCAACGAAUUCAUACAGGGGAGAAACCUUUUCCGUGCUUCGAAUGUGGAAAGAGCUUCACUCGGAGCGACUCUUUCAUUUCCCAUCAAAGAAUUCAUACAGGGGAAAAGCCUUUUCGGUGCUUGGAAUGCGGAAAGAGCACGAAAGAAAAAUCAUUUCAGUGCUUGGAGUGUGGAAAGAGUUUCAAUGUAAGAGCCAGUCUCACUUUCCAUCAAAGAAAUCACACAGGGGAGAAACCUUAUCAGUGUGUUGAAUGUGGAAAGAGAUUCACUCAGAAAAAAUGUCUCACUUCCCAUGAAAGAAUUCAUACAGGGGAGAAACCAUAUCAGUGCUUAGAAUGUGGAAAGAGAUUCACUUGGAGCAACUCUCUCACUUCCCAUCAAAGAAUUCAUACAGGGGAGAAACCAUUUCAGUGUGAGGAAUGUGGGAAAAGCUUCGGUAAGAAGGGUGAUCUCACUUCCCAUCAAAGAAUUCAUACGGGGGAGAAACCAUUUCAGUGUGAGGAAUGUGGCAAGUGCUUUGCUCGUAAGGAAUGUCUCACUUCCCAUGAAAGAACUCAUUCCUGGGAGAGCCCUUAUAAAUGCUUGGAAUGUGGAAGGAGUUUUAGUCAGGACUCCUAUCUCAUUUCCCAUCAAAUAAUUCAUACAAUGGAGAGACCAUAUAAAUGCUUGGAAUGUGGAAAGAAUUUUAGUCAGUAUUCCUAUCUCACUUCCCAUCAAAAAACUCAUAGCGGGGAGAAUCACAGUCUCCCAGAAUCAUUGAAUUGUUGCAUUGGAUUGGAUGGUGAGAGUCAUCUGCUCCAACCCCCUGCAACGCAGGAUAUUCAACAAAAGCAUUCAUGACAGAUGACCAUCCAACCUUUGCUUAAGACCCUUCCAAUUCAAGAAGAGUCCACCACCACCUGAACUAGUUUGUUCCACAGUCAAACUGUUCUUACUGUCAGAAAAUUCUGCCUGGUGUUUAAUCAGAUUCUACUUACUUGUAUCUUGAAUCCAUUGGUGUGGGUCCUUCCCACGAAAAAGCAAGUUUGCUUUGUUUGGGUCCUUCCACAGGAGAAAGCACGCUUGCUCCCUCUUCCAUGGCACAGCUCUUUAGAUAUUGGAAGACGGCUAUCCCAUCUCCUUCUCAAUCUU